This is a messenger RNA of Sphenostylis stenocarpa, 3180 nucleotides long. The record is from the annotation of a GenBank genome assembly. Lineage: Eukaryota; Viridiplantae; Streptophyta; Magnoliopsida; Fabales; Fabaceae.
GUGCCUUUCCAGCGUGAUUUGGGUGUGGAGAAGAAAAACACGUUAAGUGCCAACGGGAAUUAUCAUCGUCCAUUCGGCGACGAAGCUCGACACUUUGUAUCAACAAAUCCUAACAAGAGUGCUGAAAGGGCACUUCAAUCUCAUGUUUUUCACAGCAUUACGGUAGAGAAUAAGACUGUUCGCGAACUGAAGUGGUGGGAUAUCACAUUUCAAAGAGUUGAAAUGGAUCAAGGGAGGCAGGUAUUCACAGUGGACCUUCUUGAACGGUAUGCUGCAAAAGGGCGAGGAGUUAUCACUUGCAUGGCUGCUGGAAAUGAUGUCAUUGUGAUUGGAACCAGCAGAGGAUGGGUCAUCAGGCAUGAUUUUGGGCUUGGCAAUUCAUCUGAGAUUGAUCUUACUGUGGGUCGUCCUGGGGACCAGUCAAUCCACAGGGUUUUUGUUGAUCCUGGAGGGAGUCACUGUAUUGCCACCGUUGUUGGUCCUGGAGGAGCUGAAACUUUUUAUACUCAUGCCAAAUGGGCCAAACCACGAAUUUUGAGCAAGCUGAAAGGUCUUGUUGUAAAUGCUGUUGCAUGGAACAAGCAACAGAUAACUGAAGUUUCCACGAAGGAAGUUAUUCUUGGUACAGAAAAUGGUCAACUUCAUGAGCUGUCCGUGGAUGAGAAGGAAAAGAAAGAGAAGUAUAUAAAGUUUCUCUUUGAGUUAAGAGAACUUCCAGAAGCUUUUAUGGGCUUGCAGAUGGAAACGGCUAGCAUGAUUAAUGGGACUAGAUAUUAUGUGAUGGCUGUUACUCCUACACGUCUUUACUCUUUCACUGGCUUUGGGUCACUGGAAGUGAUUACUGUUAUAUUGCGUCAACGGAGAGCUGUACAUUUUGCAUGGCUUUCUGGAGCUGGUAUUUACCAUGGUGGCUUAAAUUUUGGAGGACAACAGAGCUCUUCAAGUGGAAAUGAAAAUUUUAUUGAGAACAAGGCUCUUCUGGACUACUCCAAAUUGUCUGAAGGAGCUGAAGUAGUUAAACCGAGUUCAAUGGCGUUGUCUGAAUUCCAUUUCUUGUUGCUUCUAGGGAAUAAGGUCAAGGUUGUAAACAGAAUUAGUGAGAAUAUUAUUGAGGAGCUUCAGUUUGAUCAAACUUCUGAUUCAGCAUCAAAGGGUAUUAUAGGGUUGUGUAGUGAUGCCACAGCUGGUUUGUUUUAUGCAUAUGAUCAAAACUCCAUCUUUCAGGUGUCUAUCAAUGAUGAAGGCCGAGAUAUGUGGAAAGUAUAUCUUGACAUGAACGAAUAUGCUGCUGCUUUAGCAAAUUGCCGUGACCCUUUUCAAAGGGACCAAGUAUACUUAGUGCAGGCUGAAGCUGCAUUUUCUUCUAAAGAUUAUUUUAGAGCUGCAUCUUUCUAUGCCAAAAUCAAUUAUAUUUUAUCAUUUGAAGAGGUCACUUUGAAGUUCAUUACUGCUGGUGAACAGGAUGCUUUGAGAACUUUCUUAUUGCGGAAGCUUGAUAAUUUGGAAAAGAGUGACAAAUGCCAAAUAACAAUGAUAUCCACUUGGGCAACUGAAUUGUACCUGGACAAGAUAAACAGAUUGUUGUUGGAAGAUGACUCUGCAUCAGAGAAUAACAAUUUAGAGUACCAAUCAAUUAUUAAAGAGUUUCGUGCUUUUCUCAGUGACAGCAAGGAUGUAUUGGAUGAAACAACUACAAUGAAACUUUUAGAAAGUUAUGGAAGGGUUGAAGAAUUGGUAUAUUUUGCUAGCUUAGAAGGGCAGUAUGAGAUUGUAGUUCACCAUUACAUUCAGCAAGGAGAAUCAAAGAAAGCAUUGGAAGUGCUUAAGAAACCUUCUGUGCCUAUAGAUCUGCUGUAUAAGUUUGCUCCAGACCUCAUUGCCCUUGAUGCGUAUGAAACUGUGGAAUCAUGGAUGGCUACAAAGAAUCUGAACCCAAGGAAACUGAUUCCUGCAAUGAUGCGCUAUUCAAGCGAACCACAUGCAAAGAACGAGACACAUGAAGUUAUUAAAUAUCUUGAAUAUUGUGUUCAUCGAUUACACAAUGAAGACCCUGGAGUUCAUAACCUGCUACUUUCUUUAUAUGCAAAACAGGUUGGGUGGCUUGCUUUAUACAUCCAUUAUCCGUGUACUUCCGAUGUGGAAGAUGAUAGUUCACUUCUACGUUUCCUACAAUGCAAAUUUGGGAAAGGACCAGAAAAUGGUCCUGAGUUCUUCUAUGAUCCUAAGUAUGCCUUGCGUCUUUGCCUCAAGGAAAAACGAAUGCGUGCCUGUGUUCAUAUCUACAGCAUGAUGUCGAUGCAUGAAGAAGCAGUUGCUCUUGCCUUACAGGUUGAUUCAGAGCUUGCUAUGGCUGAAGCUGAUAAGGUUGAAGAUGAUGAAGAUUUGAGAAAGAAACUCUGGCUAAUGAUUGCUAAGCAUGUUGUUGAGAAAGAAAAAGGAACUAAGAGGGAAAACAUUAGGAAGGCAAUUGCAUUUCUUAAAGAAACUGAUGGCCUGCUAAAGAUUGAGGAUAUAUUACCAUUCUUUCCAGAUUUUGCUCUGAUUGAUGACUUCAAGGAGGCUAUAUGCUCAUCAUUGGAGGAUUACAAUAAGCAAAUUGAACAGCUGAAAGAAGAGAUGAAUGAUGCAACCCGUGGUGCCGACAACAUCCGAAAUGAUAUUAGUGCUCUUGCCCAAAGAUGCACUAUUAUUGAUCGAGAUGAGGACUGUGGGGUUUGCCGUCGAAAAAUUCUAAGUGCUGGGAGGGAGUUCGGCAUGGGUCGUGGUUAUACGUUAGUAGGACAAAUGGCUCCCUUUUAUAUCUUCCCGUGUGGACAUGCCUUCCACGCCCAAUGCCUGAUUGCCCAUGUGACUCGUUGUACAGUUGAUUCCCAGGCUGAGUAUAUACUGGAUCUGCAGAAGCAACUUACUUUGAUGGGCAGUGAAACAAGGAGAGAAUCCAAUGGCACCCUUUCUCCAGAAGAGUCCAUUCCUAGCAUGAGCACCGCAGACAAGCUCCGGUCACAACUGGAUGAUGCAAUAGCUAGUGAAUGCCCAUUUUGUGGCGACCUGAUGAUCCGUGAGAUUUCAUUGCCUUUUAUCCAUCCCGACGAAGAGCAACUUGUGCUACUAUCAUGGGAGAUAAAACCAAGCGCUGGAAACCAGAACCAGAGAAAUAUCUCGUUACCUGCAUCGACUUAA